Pieris rapae (cabbage white) is the source of this 8923-nucleotide messenger RNA. RefSeq lists its product as uncharacterized. The record is from RefSeq and is a predicted model, not a curated record. The transcript has 8 exons. Gene Ontology annotation, molecular function: ubiquitin binding. NCBI's taxonomy places the organism in Eukaryota, Metazoa, Arthropoda, Insecta, Lepidoptera, Pieridae. Bases 190 to 3732 code for a protein of 1180 amino acids.
CAGCGAGAGCGCCGUCUAAAAGUUACAAAAUGAAAAUACCAGUGAAUAUUGAUACAAUUAUUAUUUAUCCUUAACAAAUUAAAGGCAGACAAAAUUAAACAGAUCAAAAUUUCUAUGUUCUACUAAACUACUCUAUGUUCAGAGUAAUUUAGUUUAUUUAAAAACCUCAAUUAAGACAAAUUUGCAAGAAUGGAGGACGAUGUGACGAUUUUUGGUGAUAUUAUUGAUAAACUUUUCAAUACUUUUAGUGGUGUUGUUGAAAGAGAUGUAAUUGCAGCUGUUGUUAUUAGCUAUAAUGGAGAUCUUAAGCAAUCUGCCAAUGCACUUAUGAGUAUCAUAGGUGACAUAAAUACUGACACAUCAGUGUCACAACAGCCAUCACAAUUUCAUGAUGAACUCUCUACUCCUGUAUCUGAGUCUUCUACUAAUAUGAAUGCUACGCAAUCAAAGAUUUCUUACUCUCAUAUAUCUCAAAAUGUGCAAACCCCUUCACAAAAUGUGCAAACCCAAUCAAAAAAUGUGCAAACCCAAUCACAAAAUGUGCAAACACAUUCACAAAAUGUAAAGAAAACUACACAAAUGGGAAUAAAUAGCAUGCAUGAUGUGAGCAAAAUAGUGACCCAAUGCAAUAACGGUUGGAGGGUUCUACUUUUAAUGAGGGGUCCACCUGGCUGUGGCAAGACACAUCUUGCUCAUGAAAUACUGCAAAUGACUGUUGCUUGUACACAAAUAAAAGAUCUUAAUACACAUUUACUUAGUACUGAUGAUUAUUUCAUGUUACGAGGAGUUUAUCGAUUUGACAAAUAUAAGCUACAAGAUGCCCAUUUGUGGAAUCAAUGUAGAGCAUUUAGAGCUAUGACAGGAGGUAUAAGUCCUAUCAUCAUUGACAACACUAACAUUGAGCCAUGGGAGAUGGAACCCUAUGUAAGGGCUGGAGUUUGCAAUGGUUAUUUUAUUCAUGUUGUUUAUCCCAAAACUCGCUGGGCAAGAAAUCCAUAUCAACUCUUUAAAAGAAAUUCUCAUAAUGUACCAGUUCACACAAUAAAACGAAUGGUGGAUAAUAUGCGGGAGGGCAUAACUGGUGAAGAAAUGAUGAAGAGUUUAGGAUUAAACUAUUCAGCAGAAUUAACACCACCAGUUUUCAGACAGCAUCCUGAGUUGCCACCCACAGUAGCCACAGUUCCAAGUACCAGAUGUCCUGAAAGUGAAUUUAAUAAUGGCAAUCAACAAAACCAAAUCCUAAGAAAUGAUUGUUCAAAUAUUACAACCUCAGCCCCUGAUUCUCAUUCUAUUGAAAACCGUGUGUUGGAAUCUGAAGAAAAGCUUUCAGAUCCUUUAGAUAUCAACUGUCACAUUGAAGAGACAAGAGCUAACAACAGUUCCAAUCUUAAAACAGAAGCUCCUGCACCUUCUGAUGUCCACUCUACAGACUGUGUUGAUAUUGAAAAACGUAUAGAAGAGAUAGAAAAACUAGAGCAAGAAUGGGAUAACGGAGAAAACUGGGAUGAAACUAAGAAACUUGCAGUAUUAAAUGCCGAAAAACCAACAACAUCAAGUCCUGGAAUUGUUGAAAUUUCAACAUCUAAACCACAGAGAACAAGGCAAAUAGAGAAAUCACCGAAAGUUGUUUCUGAUCAACUUGUAAUCCCUGCAGUACAUUCAAAUGACUGGAGCAGGUUCCUAACUUUGGACACUCAAACCCCCCCUGAGAUUGUUAUUGAGGAUACAUUGACCCCAGAAACAACAUCAAGAAGUACUUGUAUCGAACCAGGGGAUAUGGAUUUCUCUCAAAUGAAAAACCAUCACAAAGUUAUUUCGGGUAUACCGUGGGACAUAAAUAUAUUUACUAUUGCAAAAAAAGAAAAAAUACCUAUAAAGAGAAUGCUCGACAAAAGUACUACCACGAGCAAUGAAAUAAUUUCUAUGGAACCCUUUCGAUGUCAAAACGCCGAACAGCAUUUCAAAGCUUUCAGGAGGAUGUUUAGCAAUAUUCCUUCCACACAACUAAGGGAUAUUUUUGAAAACUGUUGUGGUGAUGUUAACUGGGCUGUCGAAAUCGUAAUAGAUGGCAUGACAAACAAUCAAUUUCGUUCAAUUCAAGAAGAAGCCUUAUCGGAUGAUGAGGAGGAUGCAGAAAACGCCUGGCAGUGCGAGUGUCUAGCAGCAUAUAACAUAAUACCUGAUCAUCGUCCCGUUAUUCAGAAAACCAACCCCGUAGUAACAAAACUCAGCGCGGAAAGUACGCCAAAAGCGUCACCUAAACGUACACGCAAAGAUGCAGCCGUAUCUGACGCUUCAUUACAAUUGAAGCGCCAAAUUGAGGAAAAUAUCGUCUUUUCUGAAAAUCAUUAUUCGGAGCAUCACCUAAAAAUGAAGAACGCACGUAAUGGCGAACCAUGCACGAGCUCAACUAGCACACAAGACAAUCAACAGAUCCAUUCAACUGCAAAUGAACCAAGUACUUCUGGCUUGUCCAAUAAUGCAAGAGACGAGAUAUUGCAUUCAGACACAUCGGACGACGACGACACCGGCUCUUCGUGUGAUAUCGUGAAAUCUAUUAACAUUAAUGUCGGAAUGGAAUUUAUAAAACAGUUGGACGGGAUUUUCGGUCGAGAGGGUAUGAAGUACCCUGAAAAUAUUGAACCAAAAUUAGACGUGCCUGUGACGAUUUUGAACGAAAUAAAUGCCUUGUGGAUGGAGUCGAUGAUGCAUCAGAUCGAGAAAGAUUCGAAACAAAGCCAAGAAAUGAUCGAACAGGAUGCAGAUUUCGCCAGGUUACUAGUUGCGAAAGAAGAGGAAAUGCUCCUGAACGGCAAGGAGCCUGAAGUUCCGGAUUUCAAAGAAAUCAUGGACUUGGAUUUCGCCCUUUCGUUGUACCAAAAGGACAUUGCCGCAUGGCGCAACAGAGAGCCACCGGAUUUGGCGGCGAAGAUGACGAGGGAGAAACUGUACAACCUGUUCCCCGACGUGGCGCCCGACAUUCUGUCGGAGCUCUUGAUGGCGCACGACAACAAUUUUCGAAAUACUGUAGAGGCCCUUUUAAUGUCGACGGGGAGGUCCAACAUUGUAGAAAUGAAGAAUGGUGUCAAUAAGUUCGUGAUGGAAAAAGAGAUGGGGAGGAAGAAGCGUUUGGUUGAAGAACAGCGAAAGGCUCUGUCCGAAGUGGAAUGGCCGUUACUUCCGAUGGAACCGAACCUAACGAUGGCAGACGUGGAACGAUAUAGGGAAGAGGCGAAUGGACAUCUGGCAGUGCGAGAAAAGAACUACCGCAAGGCUCAGGAGUACAUCCAACGCGGGAUGCUGUCCGUGGCCUCUUAUUACUCGGAGCUGGGAGCUAUGCACACGGCGCUCCACGAGCAGGCCAACAGCAGGGCCGCCAACUCGCUGGUUUACGUGAACGCCCAGCGCUGCAAGAACAACGCCACCAUAGACCUGCACCACUGCCGCGUGGCCGAGGCCCGUCAGUCCCUUGACCUGUUCCUGGACGUGCACAUUCGGAAGCUGAAGGAGAUCAACGGCCGCAACGGAGUCACCUCCCACACGCUGUUCUUCCUCACCGGAAGAGGCAAGCACAGCCCCGCCGGGCCCAAGGUCAAGCCGGCCGUCAUCCAGCGCCUCAGGCAGAGGGGCCUCGCGUUUUACGAGUUGAACCUGGGUUUGCUGGCCGCCAAGGUCACCGCCAACCACCGUUUGUCGGACGAGAUCAACUCACGGGCUAAGCCGACGGAGUGAGCGUAACGGCCCGUUAAAAUAAACUAAACGCUGGUUAAAUUGAAAUGUGAAUUUUUCUGACAUAAUUUUGUAUGGGAAUCGAGUUAUGAGCGAUUCAACAUUUUAAUUAUGAGCAGGUUGAGGGAUUUGUAUUACAUUUAUAUUUUAUAUAUUUCGUUAUACAUGUGUACAAAUCGAGAGAGAUUUAAAGUUGGACCGUUGAUAUUCAGUAAAUCAUUUGUUUAUAUUUUGAGCCCCGAGCUACUGAUGUUUUGACUAGUCUUUAGUGACUAGUAUUUGAAUGUCGCUACAAUUAUAUUAAACUUUAUAUUAGAUGUAUAGAGUUAAGUAAGUGUUGUAAGAAGAUUCUAGUUAUGAGAUAUCUCAUAUUAAGUAAGUAUCAAAAUUAUUUUUUUGUCGUCCAUUGUUAUUAAAAAAUAGCUCAACUUAAGCUCAAACGUGUCUACGUAAUCAUCGAUUAAAUUUAACUACUCGAGUUAACUUAAAUAUUAAAAUUGAUGACGUCACAAAAUCCACGGACCACAAUUUAUUGUUAAAACGUUUAAUUUAAAAACGUAUUCAAUAUCUCAUAUUGACUUUAGUGAUGAGAACUAUGUAUCUCUUUUCAUCAUAGCGUAAAUAGAAUUCGAUAGAAAGAGACGGAGAUAUACUGUGUACAGGCUGGAAUAGCGCACAAUUAAGUGACACACAUUGACAGAGUUCAAUGGUAAGAUAUUAUUUUUACGGGUUUUUUCGUUACAGUUAAACCUGAAUAAGUGAACGCUCCAGGAACCGCGAUCUCUUUUUCUCUUAUAAAGGUUUCUCACUCUCUUACGGAGUCGUACCAAUAGAGGUUAAAAAACUAGAAAACGACAACAGAUGCACAUUUCUAUGAAUUUAAUAAGAGUUUUAUUAAAUCAUCAAAGCGAAUUGAAAUGUUGUCGCAUAGAGGCCUAGGUAUUUAUAAUGUUUUUAAAUUACUGUCAUUUAUGUAUACCUGAAUCCUUUAUAGAGGUCAGGAGGGCAAAAUGACGACAUACUCUCAUUAAUAUUAGUAUGAGUGAGGUUUCUCGUUUACGCAAUUGUCACUUACUCAGGUUUGGCUGUAUUCACGUUUAGAGUUAUUUUAAUAACAUAUGUAGGUGAUGACUAGUUUGGUAACGCAAUUUUAUCAAUUUAUCUGGCUGUGGGAGAUAUAAGUACAAUUCACAAUCCCGUACAAGUUUGUUUGUGAAAUUGUAGUUCGUCGGUUUGCGAUAAUAUUUUAAUUAAGAAGCGACUUUAGAUAUAAGUACCGAUUCUUUUAUUUCCUUUAUUAUUUCAAUUUUUAUUUAACAUUCCUAUAAUCCACUAUUUCUUUCUAGUCUAUAUACCAAUUAACAAUAUAUAUUUAUUAAUUAUACAUUAAAGUAAUGUUUUUUAUAGAUUCUUGAAGACAGUGAACGAUUUAAACAAACUUCAGCUCCACCGAAACAAAGUGGGUUUUAGAAAUAUAUUAUACGGACUCGCCUGUCUACUAUAUGCCAACAGUGAUUUAUAUCUUAUUUUGGGUCAUACAAAGCUCAGAGGUGAACUUGGUGCGUAAUAGAGAAGACAAAAGAUCAUUCCAGAUGGACUAGUCGGUACACUGCCCUAUCCCAGCACGAAUUGCUGUGUCAGUAUCUUUCGGUGGAUUGCGGUGAGGAAUGGAGAGCUGGAGCCGGCCCAUAUAACAGUUAGUUAUAUUAAACAUCAAAUUAAUGUAAUUUUGUUAAUUUUUGUUCCUGAAAUGGAUUACUUGGCUUGCGAUAAAAUAUCUCGUGUCAAUUUCAAAAUUACUUUCUAUAUAUACAUUUCCGUCAUUAAGUGUCAAAAAUUGGUUAUGUUUGGAUUUUUUUUUCUAUCGAGCGAAGUUAUUUAAAUCGUGUAUCGAUCUUUCAAAAUGGAUACAUAUACAGAAACCGGUGGAAACAGAUCGUCCGCUCCAGAUGUUUUCUUGCCGACCACGACGCUCAGAGAUGAGAUGAACUCUUCUCGAUUUUGUUAUCAUUAGGUUUUUACAUUGUCCCAGUAGUCCCGAGUUGUAAGAUUUGUUACAAAUUGUUUAUGGACGCGUUUGUUACUUAUUCUAAUGUCGCUUAAUAACUUUUUACUGUUGUAUUGUGUAAGAAUUUAAUGUUACUUGGGUGGAGAUAUAGAAGUUAAAAAAUUGCUAAAUUUAUAUAAUCGUAAAUGUAUACCAUUAUCUAUUAAAGAGUCAAUGAGGCAUUAAAAAAAUUGCUCAAAAACUGCAAACAUUUUCUCAUCUUAAAUGUUUAUAUAACUUUUUAAAAUUUUAAUAAAAUAAUGUCCAAAUAGUAAAUUGGCAUAUUGGUAGAACGUAGUUUUUUGGUAGAUUGUAUUUUCUACUAUUACGGGUGAGAAUAAAUGAAUGAUUGCAGGGUUACGAUAAGGGCUUUAAAUAUAGCUGAGAGCAUAACGAUAGUUAUGACUACGAAUGGUACUUUUACGGUGCCGAUAUUUACCUUUUCCUUGUAACUUAAAGUUAACAGGCUGGGUACGCACUAUGACUUGUCUAUGUCACUUAAUUCUCACUUAACUCUAAUCAAAGACAAGUUUGAAAUUGUCGAUAGCUUUUCAAUUGUUCUAUUUUUCUUUUUUGGUUAUUUCUCGCUAGGGUUGCCUGGGAACAAUUAUUUAUGUAACCCGAUUUGAUAUUUAUGCAAAGAAAUGUUAAUUAAUACCUAUUUCUUAUGUAAAGCGUAAUAGUGAGUAUCCAGUUUAGUCCAAAUUGUUCGGUAUAUUUAUAUUUAGUAAAUGAUUUUAUAUCUAAUACUUAAUAUGAAAGGCUGAUGAGAUAAGGUGAAUUACGUUGUCUUUACUUGAAAAUUAUAUUGCCUCAUGUAGGUAUAUUGGGCCUAAGAUUGCAUCCGUUUCCUUAAUAAUUUUAUACACGAAACGGUGAAUAGCCUUCCGUGUCUGGCACAUGUAGUCGAUAAUGCUGGUCUACAAGAUGUUUUCCUUUCCUGACGAACAAGUGUUAAUUACCCGCUAUGUAAGAAAUUUACACUGCCGGGAGUUGAACGCAGAACCUCAAAGUUGAGAGUCAAUCAAGUCAAUGAGAAAUUUGAUGUAAUUUAUUUGUUAAUCAAACACAAUUAUCAUACAGAACUUUCAUUUCGUACCAAACGUUUCAAUAUUGUAAUGGAUACUUAAGUAUAGACUUUGGAAGAUCGCCAAGAACUGAGAAUCUUUUAUGAAAUUGGCCAUUUAAAUGUAUAGCAAUUGCUAUGGUUGAAGACAGAAAUAACAUAGUCAAGAAAACUACAGCGUUUAGUCCACCUUAUCUCAUUAGCUGUAUCACGAAAUCUGUUUUUUAAAUAAAUAUAAUUUUAAGAGUAGUUUUAAUAUUACAGGGAUUAAUUUUAAUUAACGAGUACUCUUGACAAUCAUAUUUUCGUAACACUUUCUUAAAAUAUACAAAGGAAAGAUUGUAUCAAGGUCCUCUGGUUUUAAAGAUUAAAUCUUUAUUAGGCUAUACGGAAAUACGGACCUAGUUAAUUCCGCCUUAAUUUAACACUCUAAGUACAGAACACUUGCCACUAAUUAGUUUUCUCGAUAUUUGUAUCGGCAUGUAAGUUUGCAAGAUGUUCGUAGGAAAUUUCGGAAAUGUCGCGUUUAGACCAAAAAAAAUUUCUAGCGAAUUUGCAUGCCGAUAAUAUACAAAAUUGAUUAAUUAGUUUAUUAAAACACAAAUGAAGUAUUUACUACUAUUAUAGUUAUAAUCUUUCUACUGUAUCAACUAUUUUUAUAUGAACAAAAAAUGACCUCGUCUCACUUUAAGAUGAAAUCGAGUGGAAGUAAGGACCACCUUUUCAAGGCUCCCCUCACGGGAUAUUCGUUGAUAUAUUUCUACACCGGAAAUCGUUCUAAUGUUUAUAGUUAAUUAAACACCGACAGUGUUGCGUCACUUACCUCAUUCAAGGAGUAUUAUUUGGAAAGUGUAACUUGUUCCUAUGCAAUGUUUCUCGUAUGCCACGACAGAUUGUUAGCCUUUACGUCCUUUAUGGAAUGUAACUUGAGUAAAAACGCAGUUGAGAAUGAAUAAUGUGCUUUGAUGUUAAAUGUAUUGUAUAUAAUAUACUAUUUGUUAUUUCUAGAAAUAAGAUAAGCGAAAUUAAAAUGGUGGCUCUUAUGGCAGGUAAUAAAUCUGUUAUUAACGCGUCGCUUGAAUGGGAUUGGUCAACAGUAUUCAACCAAUCAUAUUUAAGCGGCACAAAGCGUCGUUUUUCAAAAAAGGCAACGUAAUAUGUGAAAUAUGCGCAGCAAUUUUAAAUCCGUUUUUUGUAUAAGUAAUGUGGAUGAAAUAAGUUGCAAUUGUGCCAAUUUUUAAACUAUACGUUGCCUUUUAGAGCUUCAUCCAAGACUUGGUAAUGUAAUACUAUGUACGUAUCUCGUUAAUGCAUCCGGUUACCACUAGACUUAAGUUUACAAAGUGUAUUAUAACUUUUAUUGUAUGUUUUUAUUCUUGAGUAUGUCAUAUGGAAGACAUACUCUGAUUCCUUUAGUAUUGCCAGAUUGCUUGCUAUUGACGGUUGGCAGGAGGCAGUAGUGGCAGUCAUAUUUUGUAUCUUAUCUCAAACUUACUACACUUUAGGUACUUAUUGUUAUAUGUAUAAUAAUUGGUAGACGUCGGUAUAUACUCGUCAAGAGCUACUCUUAGAGUGGAGAUACCUUGACUAUGACCAAGAAGAGAUACACACUUUAUGAGAGCCCGCUAGUGGCUGCUGAUGCCUUGGCCAGUAUGUACAGGCACCGUUCUUUCAUAUGACAGUCUCAAGACUUAUUUUCCCGUUAAACUCGUGAGCCGAUACAGCUCUAGACGAAUAUGUAUAUUUGUGUAUAGUCUUUAACCAGACCAGUUCGGAUAGAUCGAACAAAAUUUUAAAAGCCUCUAUUGCUAAUAUAAAGAUUAAUCUAUGUCUAAAAAUAUCGCUUUUACAUACCUCAUUUAAUUUACAUUUUAAGUUCGGAGUCGGUGGUAAACUUGUUAGAUGCUCACGAAGAAUUACUUGGAGCACAACUCGACGUAGUUCCCUUUGUAUUGGACAUAAGUUGGUGUUUUUAGUACAUAAGCAUUUUUAUUUGUUACAUGUUUGCUUCUUUAUUGUUGAAAACACAAAUUUGUGUCAAGUAGGGUCAAUUAAAAGACAAAUAAAGACAAUUGAUGUGA